CAGACUUUUGUGUUUCCCUUUCCUCCCAGCUUUAAAGCCCUGAGCCCACAGCUCCCUCCUCUUUUCUCCCCUCCGCAACACCAGAGGACUGGAUAACAAAGACCUCCCCUUCGCUCCUGCUGGAGUGGAACAACCAACCACACCUCCUUUCAGAGACUCUUCCAGACAGAAAGGCGCAGAGACUGUUGGACAACCACACGUGCGGGUCAUAUGCUAGAUACAGUGAGGGAGUGCACUUACUGUCAGCUUGUAUAGACUGACUGGGGUUGGGCUGGGAGAAAGACUACACAACAGAAGUUUUCUGCUCGUCGUUGUGUCAAGGGGAACUGAAAAAACACAGACCUAUUUGGGAAAUAGUGUUCUAUCACAUCUACUGGUUUUGAGUUGCACUGCUGGUGACCAGCCCCAUCCUGAUCUGGUCCCUGGGGUAGGCUCGUUGAAGUGGAGAUGAGGGUAUCUGGGUUAGCCCUCUGGGCCUGUCUUGCCUUGUUCUGGAUGCUGAUCGGUGCAGAGGAGAGACAGCCCUCCAGCGGCUUGGCAGCCAGAGGUUUACCAGAGCAUGGCAUUGGAGAGAAGAAUGUUGAAAUGAAGGAUGAGCCUGCUGCAGAGGUCGCGGAGACAAAACCAAAGAAGAAGAAAUCCCCAGAGGAAGUCGAGGCAGCCAGGGCAAAGAAAGCAGCAGAGAAGGAGGCCAAAGCAAAGAAACAGAAGGCCCCAAAGCCAGAAAAAAAACCCAAGGCGCCAAAACCCACCAAAAAACCCAAACCACCUAAACCCACCAAGAAACCGAAAGCCCCAAAGGCCACUAAGAAACCCAGUGCCCCUAAGAGCACAGGGGAGAGGGACGAGGGGUUGCGACCAACCCCCAAGCGGCCUGGUAUGGAGGAAGAGGAGGAGAAGCUCUUGAUAGAGCUGGGCUGGGACAAACUGUACCCACAGCAACCUGAGAAGAAAGAGUCCUCAAAUCCAGACUUGAGUACCGACUCCAAAAGACCUACAGUGCCCACCAAACUCCUCACUGAGCAUGAUGAAGAUUACUGGGAUGCCAGACAUGAGGUUCCGGGACGUCAACCUAACAAAGAGGUCACAACCACAGAGGUCAUCAUGUACAUACCAGAGGAGACCACCGCCAUCCCUUUUGUAGGCCCCUGGUAUGAAGAAUACGAUUAUGCUGACUUGGCAGCUAAGAAACUGGAGGAGGAGGCUGAAAAGGCUCGCAAGGAGAAGGAGGAAAAGGCUGAACGUCUGAGAAAGAAAUGGGAGGAGGAGGAAGAGGAGAGACUGAGGCAGACGCCUGUCUAUGUUGAGCCAAAAAAAUGUCCCCCUCUGGGCCUGGAGUCCCAUCGUGUUGAGGACGACCAGCUGCUGGCUUCCUCUCAUUCCCACCAUGGCCUAUCUGCUCAGAGGGGACGCCUCAACAUGCAGGGCUCCGGUGAUGACGAGAGUGUGUAUGGUGGAGCAUGGUGCGCAGAGUCUGAGGAAAAGAAUCACUGGUUUGAAGUGGACGCACGCAGAGAAGUGGAGUUUACUGGGGUCAUUUCCCAGGGGAGGAACUCAGAUCAGCAUGAUGAUUUUGUGUCCUCCUACUUUGUGGCGUUCAGCAAUGACAGCCGAGACUGGACAGUGCUCAACGAUGGCUAUGCCGAGUGGUUGUUCUAUGGGAAUGUCGAUAAGGACACCCCAGUGACAAUACAGUUUGAUUGGCCAGUGGUGGCACGCUACAUUCGGAUCUUACCUCAGAGCUGGAAUGGCAGUCUGUGUAUCAGGGCUGAGAUCAUGGCCUGCCAGCUGCCUGGUAGCUUCCACAGUGAAAACGAGGUGAAGGUGUCAGAUGACCUGGACUUCAGGCAUCACAACUACAAGGAGAUGAGACAGAUGAUGAAAGUCAUCAAUGAGGAAUGUCCCAAUAUCACCAGGAUCUACAACAUUGGCAAGAGCUUCCAGGGCCUGAAGAUGUAUGCCAUGGAGAUCACCGACAACCCGGGAGAGCAUGAGACUGGCGAGCCGGAAUUCCGCUACACCGCCGGUCUCCAUGGUAACGAGGUGCUGGGCCGUGAGUUGCUGCUGUUGUUGAUGCAGUUCCUGUGUAAGGAGUACAACGACGACAACCCCAGAGUGCGCCGUCUGGUGGAGGGAGUGAGAAUACAUCUGGUGCCCUCUCUAAACCCAGAUGCGUAUGAACUGGCAUACGAAAUGGGUUCAGAGAUGGGAAACUGGGCCCUUGGCCACUGGACUGAGGAGGGAUAUGACAUCUUCCAGAAUUUUCCAGAUCUCAACAGUGUUCUCUGGGGGGCAGAGGACCGAGGAUGGGUCCCUCGCAUCAUACCCAAUCACCACAUACCCAUACCUGAAAACUUCCUCAAUGGCUCUGUAGCCACUGAGACUAAAUCCAUCAUUUCCUGGAUGGAGCGCACCCCAUUUGUACUGGGGGCCAACUUGCAGGGGGGAGAGAAGGUGGUGGCAUACCCAUUUGACAUGCAGCGCCCACCCAAGGCUCUGGGGGCCUCUGGGUUGCGUCAAGGAAGACCGGUUAUUGACCACGAGAUGAAUGAGGAGACGUGGGCUCGGAUCCAGCGGCAAAAUAAAGAAGGGCUGAGGGAGACAGCGGAUGACACCAUGUUCCGUUGGCUAGCUAUGUCAUACGCCCACAGCCACCUGACCUUGACAGAGACGUACAGGGGGUCCUGCCACACCGAUGACUUCACAGGAGGACAGGGCAUCGUCAACAGAGCCAGCUGGAAACCUGUCGUGGGAAGUAUGAAUGACUUCAGCUACCUGCAUACCAACUGCUUUGAGCUCUCCAUCUUCCUGGGCUGUGACAAGUUCCCCCACGAGAGUGAGCUGCCUCUAGAGUGGGAAAACAACCGCGAGGCCCUGCUCUCCUUCAUAGAGCAGGUGCAUCGUGGGAUAAAGGGUUUAGUGAGAGAUAUGGAGGGGAACCCUUUAGCUAACGCCACUAUCUCUGUGGAGGGAAUCCUGCAUGAUGUCAAAACUGCUGCAGGUGGGGAUUACUGGAGGUUGUUGAACCCUGGGGAGUACCGUGUAACAGCCCGUGCCGAUGGCCACAAUCCCCAGACCCGACUAUGCAUGGUGGGCUAUGAAUCUGGAGCCACCUCCUGCAGCUUCACUCUAGCCAAGUCUAACUGGGACCGCAUCAAGCAGAUCAUGGCUCUCAGCAAGAAACCCAUAAGGCUUGUUCCCAAAGCGAAAGCAAGCGUCGUCAGUAGUGGUACCGUCAGCAGUGUGGGCGCCACAAGGACGGACACCGUUGGGGUGUCUAUGGCAAACGCCAACUCCCAGAAUGCGGAGCGCCUCCGGCGGCUACGACUGAUGCGUUUGCGCAGACUGCGGCAGCAGAGGCUACAAGCUCGCCUCACAACAACUGUUGCUACAACAACCACUACGACAGCAUUCACAACAACAACACAGAAAGAAACCACAACUUCUUGGUAUGAUUCAUGGUUUCCUGUGGAGAGUCUGUCUGAAGAGAAUCCAGUAGAUGGGAUCCUUCCUGAGUCACACCCCACACAGGACUACACCUUUGAGUACACAUUUGAUGAAAAUUAAAGACCACAGUUACACAACUUACGAUAUCCUUACUACCAAUAGGACCAGUUUAUAACGUUGUCCAUACUUACACAAAGCGUUACAUUCUACUGUACCUAAUUUGAUCUAACAUGCCGUGUAUGAAAGUAAGAAUAUCAGUUAUUAUUACAGUAUGUGCUUAGUUUUUAUGUCUUAGUAUAGCCAGUGUCUAUUUCUGAAAUAUAUUUUUUAUGCAUAGAGCAUAUCUGGAUGCAGGAGAAUUCUCUGCUGAGCGGGGACCUGGCAACAAACCCACAGGUGGAACAAUAAUGAUGCAUGUUCAUGACAGGGGAAUGAGUUUGAAUAAGAUCCUUUCAAAAUAAAUGCAGCUAGAAAUAUUUGAACAUGAUCGCUAGUCUCAGAUCCUGACAUGUGUGAACAAAUCCUAUUAAAAUGAAUUUUGUAAAAA
Messenger RNA from Hypomesus transpacificus, 3994 nucleotides. It is a transcript of the gene aebp1a, whose product is annotated as AE binding protein 1a. Gene Ontology annotation, biological process: proteolysis; negative regulation of transcription by RNA polymerase II. Gene Ontology annotation, molecular function: RNA polymerase II transcription regulatory region sequence-specific DNA binding; metallocarboxypeptidase activity; DNA-binding transcription repressor activity, RNA polymerase II-specific. NCBI's taxonomy places the organism in Eukaryota, Metazoa, Chordata, Actinopteri, Osmeriformes, Osmeridae. Bases 448 to 3567 code for a protein of 1039 amino acids. The transcript has 21 exons. The record is from RefSeq and is a predicted model, not a curated record.